Molecule: messenger RNA, 1348 nt
Organism: Lampris incognitus (smalleye Pacific opah)
Lineage: Eukaryota; Metazoa; Chordata; Actinopteri; Lampriformes; Lampridae
Gene: ska1
Product: spindle and kinetochore associated complex subunit 1
Exons: 7
Coding region: 143-886 (247 amino acids)
Biological process (GO): mitotic cell cycle; chromosome segregation; cell division
Cellular component (GO): outer kinetochore; spindle microtubule; mitotic spindle
Molecular function (GO): microtubule binding
Source: RefSeq, a predicted model, not a curated record
GCGCAACCGUGAUCAGCUCCAACAUAGCGGAAGCAUUUAGGUUAGCGCGGGAAGUUACAACCAUCUAUAAAAUUCAAACUUCUGGCUGCGGCGAAGUGGGUCGUUAUUGUUUGUCUUGAUGCAUGCUCAAUAAUCCAGGAAUAUGAGUGAGUUUGAGGAUAUCACCCGCCACAUAAAUGAUAAGAUAUUAUCCUUACAACGCAUGCUGGAUCUAGCAGUGGCACCUCAAAACAGACUUCAGAAACUUGGACAAGAAAUCCGUAGCAUAGAGGGACUACUAUAUGAGUUUGAAAAAUGUGUGGACCGUCGGAAGGACCAGCUAAAACACCUGAAGGAAUUGGAGAGGUCAUUCCAGAUGGAUUUUGAGGCUGUUCAGCACCUUAACGACAACAUACCCAUACAUAUGCCCAGGAGAAAACUGCCUGAAAUUGAAAAUAAACCUGCAACGAGUAACGAUGGGCCAGUGGAGAUGCCCCCUGUCCAGCAGAGGAAAGUCAAUAAGACCGACAAGAACCACAUCAAAGAGAUGGAGCCAAUCACCAUGCCAGAGUUUGAGGGCAUCCCUCAGUACAUGAAAGGACGUGUGACCUAUGAUCAGUUGAAUGCUGCCGUGCAUAUUAUUAACGCAGCGGUAACGGCGAAGUACAAAAUCGUUCAUCAUCAUGCUAAGGGCCUGAACAACAGUGCACGCGUACUUAAGCAGCGCUUCAAGGAUGAGGAGACAAAAGAUACUAAAGGACAUUUUUUUGUGGUGGAGGACGACAUUCACAAUUUCACUCAGACAAAGGUGGACAAACGUUUCCAGGCGAUGCUGAAUAUGCUACGACACUGCCAACGCCUGCGUGAGCUACGGGGGGGAGGUCUCACUCGCUAUGUGUUGGUUUGAAGGUCCAGAGGAAGUGGAACAGAACCUUUCAUCUGUGGUUGCUGUACAGGAGAUGGCAAAUGGACUUGGUGACAUGGGGAAGGGAAAGUAAAAAUUGCUUUCUCUGGAUGUUGUAUUUGUGCUUGUGAUAAAAAUGUUUAGCAGGACUAAUGACUGCUGGGAUAGGCUCCAGCAUCCCCGUGACCCUGAGAGCAGGAUAAGCGGUUUGGAUAAUGGAUGGAUAUGAAAUAGUGAGAUGAGAAAUUAUAUAAUUAUUUAAUUACAACUCCAUAUUUGUUGUUACUUUUUAAUUCUUGUUCGAAGUGGGCACUCUGCCACUCUAUAGUGAUUGCAAUAAAGAGUUUUUUGUAGAAUGAUUGGCUAUAGAGCAGAAUAAAUCCUGAACAUGAAAUUAUGUAUGUUAUUAUUAUAAUGUUCCUGAUCAUUUUGCUUCCUUUUUCCACAACCGUAGUAUGCCUUAAA